Molecule: messenger RNA, 4677 nt
Organism: Oreochromis aureus
Lineage: Eukaryota; Metazoa; Chordata; Actinopteri; Cichliformes; Cichlidae
Product: protein mono-ADP-ribosyltransferase PARP6
Exons: 25
Coding region: 557-2470 (637 amino acids)
Biological process (GO): endoplasmic reticulum unfolded protein response
Cellular component (GO): endoplasmic reticulum tubular network; intracellular anatomical structure; nuclear envelope
Molecular function (GO): protein serine/threonine kinase activator activity; kinase binding; NAD+ poly-ADP-ribosyltransferase activity
Source: RefSeq, a predicted model, not a curated record
GGAAGGAUACAGAGAUGCGUAUGGUAGUGGUUUGGGCGCGUGGACGCAUCUGUGAGGAGGACCUGGACAUGUGACUAUGUGUGGGUUUCCCGAAUAAAAGUGAGGAAGAUGAAAAAUGCAGUAAUUUGCUUAACAUCGUUAUUCAGUCUCCGUUUACAGGCCCCGUAGUAUUUAAAUGAAUUGAAUAUUUCUUGUUGUCUUUUGGCUUCAUUAUUGCCUGGACGUGCUAUCUGCUGCUUAGUGUAACAUGGGAAGCAUCAUCAGACGUGCUGUAAACGUUGUGGUAGCACUGCUACUCCCACUGCCCAUGUUGCUGUCUCUCUGAUUGCUGGCUUCCUUUACCUGGAUCCCAUCUACUCCAGCAUCCAAGGCCAGUUGACACACCUUCCCAGUGGAAAGCAGCCGCCGAGAGAAAGGCAGGUGUGCCCUUUAAGAGGGAGAAAAGCUGAGGCAAGGACAGCAUCCCAGUCUCCAUCCUCUGUGGAGAAACAGGCUGACAUGGUUGGCACUAAUCAAAGGCCCAAACCUGUCUGAGAGAGCCAUAACAGCAGACCCAAUGGACAUCAAAGGACAGUGUUGGACAGACGAGGAGUCAGAUGGGGAGAACGAAUCAGAACAAUUCCUAUAUGGCAUUCAGGGGAGUUGUGCUGCUGACCUGUAUCGACACCCUCAACUGGAUGCAGACAUUGAGGCUGUAAAAGACAUCUACACUGACAGUGCUAUCUCUGUCAGGGAGUAUGGAACCAUUGAUGAUGUAGACAUCGAUCUUCAUAUUAACAUCAGUUUCUUAGAUGAGGAAGUUGCGACGGCAUGGAAAGUUAUCAGAACAGAACCAAUUAUUCUGAGACUUCGCUUUUCUCUUUCUCAGUAUCUUGAUGGACCCGAGCCGUCAGUAGAAGUGUUCCAGCCGUCAAAUAAAGAAGGUUUCAGCUUGGGCCUGCAACUUAAAAAGAUCCUGAGCACAUUCACCUCACAGCAGUGGAAGCACCUCAGUAAUGAGUUUCUCAAGGCCCAGCAGGAGAAGAGGCACAGCUGGUUCAAAGCCGGAGGGACCAUCAAGAAGUUCCGUGCCGGGCUCAGCAUCUUCUCCCCCAUCCCAAAGUCUCCAAGUUUUCCUCUGAUCCAAGACACAGUUUUAAAAGGGAAGCUGAGUGUCCCUGAGCUGAGGGUGACGCGCUUAAUGAACCGCUCCAUCUCCUGUACCAUGAAGAACCCUAAAGGAGAGCUAUUCAGCUAUCCACCAAAUAGCCAGACUGUGGCUGUCCCGGCGGCCAGGGCCCCAGCGCAGAUUACCACGAGGCAGCUGAUUGAAUUGUUUUUCUCAUCCCAGGCGGGCGGCCACUGCAAGAACAUUCCUACCUUGGAGUAUGGCUUCUUAGUGCAGAUAAUGAAGUACUCAGAACAGAGGAUCCCCACACUUAAUGAGUACUGCGUGGUUUGUGACGAACAGCAUGUCUUUCAGAAUGGAUCCAUGCUGAAGCCUGCUGUGUGCACAAGGGAGCUGUGUGUGUUCUCUUUCUACACUCUGGGUGUUAUGUCUGGAGCUGCAGAGGAAGUGGCCACCGGAGCAGAGGUCGUGGACCUUCUUGUAGCUAUGUGUCGAGCUGCCCUGGAGUCUCCUCGUAAGAGCAUCAUAUUUGAACCUUACCCUUCAGUUGUUGAUCCCAAUGACCCCAAGACUCUUGCCUUUAAUCCAAAGAAGAAGAAUUAUGAAAGACUACAAAAAGCACUGGAUAGUGUAAUGUCCAUUCGGGAAAUGACCCAGGGUUCAUAUCUGGAGAUUAAGAAACAGAUGGACAAACUAGACCCUUUGGCCCAUCCCCUGCUACAGUGGAUUAUUUCCAGUAACAGAUCUCAUAUCGUCAAGCUGCCUCUCAGUAGGCAACUGAAAUUCAUGCACACCUCCCACCAGUUCCUCCUGCUCAGCAGCCCCCCAGCCAAGGAAGCUCGUUUUCGCACUGCCAAGAAGUUAUACGGCAGCACUUUUGCCUUCCAUGGUUCCCAUAUAGAGAACUGGCACUCUGUUCUGAGAAAUGGACUAGUCAAUGCCUCUUAUACCAAACUGCAGCUGCAUGGGGCAGCGUACGGAAAGGGCAUCUAUCUGAGCCCCAUCUCCAGCAUAUCUUUUGGAUACUCAGGAAUGGGGAAAGGACAGCACCGCAUGCCCACCAAAGAUGAACUAGUGCAGCGUUACAACCGCAUGAACACUAUACCACAGAGCCGUCCUAUCCAGUCAAGGUUCCUUCAGAGUCGAAACUUGAACUGUAUUGCUCUUUGUGAAGUUAUCACAUCAAAGGAUCUGCAGAAGCAUGGAAACAUCUGGGUGUGUCCGGUUUCUGACCAUGUCUGUACUCGCUUCUUUUUUGUAUAUGAGGAUGGCCAAGUAGGAGAUGCUAACAUCAACACCCAAGAGCCUAAGGUGCAGAAGGAGAUCAUGCGUGUGAUUGGGACCCAGAUCUACUCGAGCUAAUGGAGGUUCACCAGCAGUGUUUGGAUCCAUACGUUUCUCUGUGGGAGGCACACAGGCAGGCAGACAGUUUUAGCGAAUGUUUUCAGCUGGGCUGUCCUCAGGCCUGAUAAUGAAGGAUGAGGGAGCUCUUAAGCACAUUAUUUCAGAAGUUGUUUUGUUCUGGUCUCUUGUUUUCUUUUUUCUUCUUUUUCCGAAUUGUUACACCUUACAUGCUCAUUUAAUCUUCAGUUAGGCUUAAUUGGGGCAAUGUCUUCUUUUCUCAGUUCAUAUCAUUAAAACAAGUGAAGAAAAAUGGCAGUAGGCAUCGGAUAUAUUAUCAACACACACUCUUCUGACCUUGGCUUGACUGGGCUUAUUUCUUUUUUGCUGCAUUUUUACUGAUCCUUUGAACUCUUCAUCUCCAUUUAUUUAUUUAUUUAUCUCUGUGAAUAUAUAGUAAAACAAAUAACCAUUCCAAAUGGUAAUUGUUCCCUUUGUGGCAAACAAGUAAGUGAUGGAUUUACAUACACAUGGAAUUUUUUAUUUUUUUAUUUUUGUGUUUGCAAAGUCUUUAUCCCUUUUCUUAUUAUUCAGUGUUCUUUCAGUAAUGAUAUGAAUUAAUGUUUGUGAUAUGUUUAGCCCCUGAGCAGCAAGUAUUGCUCUGUCGUUUCAUCCCUGCAUACUCAAUGAAUUUCCCAGAAUCCAAAACACGAGGUGUUGGUGUGGUUUAGACUCAGAUCACAUACACAUUAAGCACUUUGCUUUUGAUGUGGGGGUUUACCAUGAUUAGAAUUUUUCACAGAACGAUUAAGACAGUUUUGAUUAAGGAUGCACUUUAAAUCUUUAGAACCCCCAAAUGUCAGAGCUCUAAAAAAAAAAAAAGCUUUGUUCUCUCUGGACACAUUUGUGACAAAAAGAACAAAUUUAAUAAAAUUUCCUUGAGGAUUCAUACAUUGAAAAAUUUGCUGUUGAUAUUUUUAUGAAAUUAAGACAUUGGCAUUGUUUUUGCUCAUUUUAAAUGAAUUCAGUUUAUUGUUUUGGUAAAGAUCUGUUUCUCUUCUUUCAUUCCACAAUUACGAUAAAGUGGACAGUGUUUUGUUGUGAUGACUUACCGCUCCAUCAAGGUUUUGUCUUUGUUCCUGUUUUGAAGAAUAAUGGGAUUUGUAUUUCUUCAACACAAACAGUUAUUUUGAGCAUUUAAAAACCCAGUUGGGGUGACUUUGGUUGUCAGGUUUGACCUUCAAAAACAGCAAUAUGCAGCAAAAUAUAUAGGUGAAAUUAUACACAUUACUCUUGUCUCAUUUGAUGGAAAAAAUGUUGAUCAGAUUUCAUAUAACAUGUUACAUCAAAUACUUGAAGUUUGUUUUCUGUUUAAAAACUACCACAGUCUGUCAUAUACGCCUUUUUUAAGUAGUCUUUACUACUUAAACAUCCAAUGAAUAUCUCAAUUUAAAAUGAAUAUUUUUGUGUAUGAACUACACUGACCAGUGGAUCCACAGACAAAAUCACCUGUACAUAAAAUCAUGGACAGUUUUCUAACUACAAACAUUAUCUAGUCCAGGUGAGCUCACAUCCUUCUCACCCCUAACGCAACUGAGACUGGAUAUUAUAUAGAGGUGCAUGAAUGUGCAACUCUUUGGUUUCACGUUGGAGAAUGGCAAUGUUGUAUAGCUAAACAAGUUUAUCAGUUAGUCAUGUACUGUAUGUAUGUAUGUGUGGCUUUGUAUUUUCUUGACAUUAUAAUAGACAUUGCACUUACUCAGCGUUCGCCUAAACUGGACAAUUUGACUGUCCUUGGGCCUGCAGUAGACGGGAAGUGGUGAAAAAGACAUGAUAAAAUAAAUGUUAAUGGAAUCAGCAAGACUAAAAUAUCCAACAUCUUAACUGUGUUUGUACUAAGAUGGAUUUUGUCUUCUGAAACUGACCACUGAAUGGACUUGUGGGGCAUAAAAACAAAACAGAUUGUACAUAAGGACACUGGAGAGCUUGCUGAAAUGUAUUGCCCAGAAAAAGAUGGACACGUACAGCUGACCCACUGUGGGACUUGGGACUCUUCUAACAGCUGAUGCCUGUUUUUGCCAAGACACUGAGUGUCUUUGAGAGUCGUUUCUCUCGCUGACUGUAACUGGUGAGUAAUGUUUUUGACGAUGAUGUUAUGACAGUGAUGGUGAUUAUGAUCGAGAUGAAAGGGGGCGAUGCAGACAAAAAAAACAAGAAUAAAGCCUGGU